AUGGAUUGUAUAAACCCAAUCCUUGAUGUUGCCAUCACUGCCACACGUGCAGCUCAUGGCACCGGUCUGCCAGAAACCCUUGAAUAUUUGAGAGACGCCAUGGUGAUCCUGAAGCACAAGGCUAAUGAUGUGAAGGCCGCGGUGGAUUAUGCUGAGGAAAACCGCAAGAUGCGACGGACACAUGAAGUGAGUAACUGGCUCCUCAGUGUAGAAGUCUUGGAAAAGGAAGUGAUGGAGAUACUGCAGAAGGGUGAUCGGGAAAUCCAGCAGAAAUGCCUCGGAACCCGCUUUCCCAAGAAUUACCGGUCAAGCUACAAGAUCGAGAAGAUAGCAAGUGAAACGAUUGGUGUUGUCACUGAACUGAGGCACAGAGGCGAUUUCAGCAUUGUGGUUAUUAGGCUGCCUAGAGCUGAUGUGGAUGAGCGGCCAAUGGAGAAGACUGUGGGCUUGGAUCGGAUGUAUGCAGAGGUUUGCAGAUGCAUCCAAGAUGAAGAACCGGGAAUUAUUGGAUUGUAUGGUAUGGGGGGUACCGGGAAAACUACCCUCAUGACCAAAGUGAAUAAUGAGUUCUUAUGCAUUCAUGACUUUGAAGUAGUCAUCUGGGUUGUAGUAUCCAGGCCAGCAACUGUGGGAAAAGUACAAGAAGUUAUUCGCAACAAGUUAGACAUCCCGGAUGAUAGAUGGGGAAACAGAACUGAGGACGAAAAAGCAGUAGAAAUUUUCAAAAUCUUGAAGGCAAAAAGGUUUGUGAUGCUGCUAGAUGAUGUAUGGGAGCGUCUUGAUCUCAAAAAAGUGGGGAUUCCUUCACCCAAUUCCCAAAACAGGUCCAAAGUAAUAUUAACAACCCGCUCUCGGGAUGUUUGUCGGGAUAUGGAAGCUCAACAAAUCCUUGAGAUGGAGCGUUUGACACAAGAUGAUGCCAUUAAUUUGUUCAUGGAGAAGGUUGGAAAGACUACUCUAAAUUCACAUCCGGAUAUACCCCAACUCGCUGAAAUUGCUGCUAAAGAAUGCCAAGGCUUACCACUUGCACUUGUUACUAUUGGGCGAGCUAUGGCUGGCAAGAACUCUCCACAAGAAUGGGAGCCAGCAAUACGAAUGUUGAAGACUUAUUCAUCAAAGUUUUCAGCUUCCACGGCGGCUCCUUUUGCUUCUUCUCAAUGGAGUUAUGAUGUGUUCCUUAGUUUUAGAGGAGAAGACACCCGCUUUACCUUUGCCGCUCAUCUCUAUGUAGCCUUGCACAGGAGAGGAGUCAACACUUUCUUUGAUGACCACAAAAUUAGGAGAGGCGAAUCCAUAUCUCCAACACUCGUAAAAGCAAUUGAAGGAUCAAGGUCUUCUAUCAUACUUCUCUCUCAAAACUAUGCCGGUUCAAGUUGGUGCUUAGAGGAACUAGUCAAGAUACUGGAAUGCAGGAAAACCAUGGGACAACUGGUUCUGCCCAUUUUCUACAAUGUGGAUCCAUCAGAUGUGCGAAGACACAAAGGGAGCUUUGGAGAGGCCUUGGUUAAGCAUGAAAAUACUUUGAAGCAUGAUAUAGACAAGGUGAAGAAUUGGAGGGAGGCCCUUAGUGAAGUUGCCAAUUUAGCUGGCUGGAAUUCACAGAAUAAGUCUGAGCCUACGUUUCUCAAGGAAAUCGUCAUUGAUGUUUUGAAAAGAGUGUUUGGAUUAUCGGCAGGUGAUGCUAAGGCAAUAGUAAAAGAAGAUUCCCGUAUACAAAACAAGGAAGUGGUACCAGGUCCACACUCAACCACUGUUCACAUUGCAGGACAGUCUGGCAUAAGUGCUAGAGGUAGGAGACCACCCAUUGAAAAUGUUGGGGAAGAAUUAAUUGACUCAGACUCAGACUCAGGAUAUGAUGACGUGGAAUCCAUAUUAACAAAAGUAUGGACAAAUUUAUGA
Vitis vinifera (wine grape) is the source of this 1899-nucleotide messenger RNA. RefSeq names its product probable disease resistance protein At1g52660. Gene Ontology annotation, biological process: defense response; signal transduction. Gene Ontology annotation, molecular function: ADP binding; ATP hydrolysis activity. Bases 1 to 1899 code for a protein of 632 amino acids. The record is from RefSeq and is a predicted model, not a curated record. The transcript is spliced from 3 exons. Lineage: Eukaryota; Viridiplantae; Streptophyta; Magnoliopsida; Vitales; Vitaceae.